UUCGUCGCCGGGCGUCUCUGCUAGGGGCGCACCCUUCGCCCUUGGAGGAGGCUGCCUCCAGCGUCCCGGAAACCGUGGUGGAGGGAGGCGGAGGCUGGCUGCCUGCCGGCCGGUGCUGCCUUCCCUUGGGUGGCUUCGCUCGCCCCAGCCCACAGCUGCCGCUUUGGGACGAGGAGCUGUGGACGGAAAGUAGGCGCUCUGUGUGCGCGACACGGCUGCGGAGCGCUGCGCUUUGGCUCCACCACUACCUACCGAGCCGCUGCCUGGCAGCUGCGGCUCCAAGUUCCGGGGAUGCGGCUGGAAAGGAGCCAAGCGUGGGCCCCACCCUCCGGGAGCUUUCAGUUUGGUGGGAAAGUCACAUAGUCAUCAAACGUGAUCGAUUGACGCCACCUGCCUGCAGCCCAGUAGCUGUGGCCUGUUGCUUUCCGGUUCAAGACCAACUCCUUAACGUGUGCACAGGUCCCUGCAUGGCUCCCAUCUUCUACAACGCCCCUGCCCUUCACCGAGAGGGAGCCAAGGUGAUGGCAGCCAUGCCCCUGAAUGCCUGGCACCAGGAGUUGGUGACCUUUAAGGAUGUGGCUGUCUACUUCACCCGGACAGAAUGGGCUGGUCUUUCUCCCACACAGCAGGCCCUAUACAGAAGCGUGAUGCUGGAGAAUUAUGGGAACUUGACAUCCCUGGGAUACCCAGUGCCCAAACCUGCCCUGAUCUCACUUCUGGAGGGAGAGAAUUUGCCUUGGGGCUUGGAGGCACAGGAGAAUCCAUCUGCAGAGGGGACCAAAGACAUCUGUAAAGAUACUGAGACCAGCGUUGGCAAUGAGUCCACAUCAACACAGGGAAUUUCUGAAGAAAGAGAUAUGAUAUUGUCACAUGGGUUGCGGAAGAGUGCUGUUCAGGGAGCCAACUUUCUAGAAGCCUGUGAACUGGAAAAGCACCAGGAAAUCCCCACAGUGAAAAAUAUUAAAGGAAAGGUUCCGAGAAUGCACUGUGCAAGGAAACCCUUCAGCUGUGAGGAGUGUGGGAAAUGCUUCAGUUAUUUUUCAUAUUAUGUGCGACACCAGAGAAUCCACACUGGGGAGAAACCCUUUGAGUGUAAUGAGUGUGGAAAAGCCUUUAAUGGCAAUUCUUCAUUAAUUCGGCACCAGAGAAUCCACACUGGAGAGAAACCCUAUCAGUGUGAAGAGUGUGGGCGAGCCUUUAAUGAUAACGCCAAUCUGAUCAGGCAUCAGAGAAUCCACAGUGGGGACCGGCCCGAUCUCUGUGGAGAGUGUGCAAACAGUUUUACCAGCAGUUCCGAGUUUGUUAUACAUCAAAGAAUCCACACUGGGGAGAGACCUUAUGAGUGUAAUGAGUGUGGAAAAGCUUUUGUUGGUAAUUCACCACUACUUCGACAUCAGAAAAUCCACACCGGAGAAAAACCCUAUGAAUGUAAUGAGUGCGGCCAGAGCUUUGGAAGGACGUCCCCUCUUAGCCAACAUCCGCGUAUGCACACGGGAGAAAAGCCUUAUUCUUGUAAAAUUUGUGGGCAGGCCUUCAGUUUUCAUACAAAAUUAACUCGGCACCAGAGAGUUCACAGUGAAGAGAAACCCUUUGACUGUGUAGAUUGUGGAAAAGCCUUUAGUGCUCAGGAACAAUUAAAAAGGCAUCUGAGGAUCCAUAUUCAGCAGGCCUCCUAUUUGUGUGAUGCGUGUGGAAAAGUCUUCACUGGCAAAAGAAAUCUUCUUCAGCAUCAAAGAAGCCAUACUGCAGAGAAAGCCUAUAAGUGUGUCAAGUACGGAAAAACCUUUAGGUCUUCUUCCAAGCGAGGUCAUCAUGAGCGUGUCCACCCUGGAGAUAAACCUGUCCUGGACAUUUGUCAUUUUGGCCUCCCAGAGUUUUUCACCCCGUUUUACUGGUAGUAGAUUACUGAAUUUGCCUUUGGCUUUUUGUCUUCCACUCAGGAGCAGGAUGUGUGACACAGGCCCGGCCCAGCUGCACAUUCCUUCCCCUUGGCUGUGGCUGGUGGUUCAGAUGUCAGUAGUUUACCCAGCGUGGUCCAGUCACAGUUGCAGGACUUGGCAGGAGUUACUAGGAAGAAAUACUCUCCUUUUACCCCCUUAGUCUUAAAGCUGAGAGGAGCUCUUGGACAUUUGUGUACAGAUUUUUGUAUGAAAGUUUUCGUUUGUCCUGAAUAAAUGCCCAGAAGUGCUGGGUCAUGUGAUAAUUGCAUGUUUGGUAUCCGAAAAAACUAUUUUCCAGUGGGACCGCACCAUUUUGUUUUACAUUUCCAUCAGUAACAUAUGAGUGAUCCAAUUGCCAGCAUUUGGUGUUGUCACUAUUGUUUUGUUUCAGUCAUUCUGAUAGGUAUUUAUGUUUUUUUUUUUUUUUUUAAAGAUUUUAUUUAUUUAUUUGACAGAGAGAGAUUACAUGUAGGCAGAGAGGCAGGCAGAGAGAGAGAGGAGGAAGCAGGCUCCCCGCUGAGCAGAGAGCCCGAUGUGGGACUCGAUCCCAGAACUCUGGGAUCAUGACCUGAGCUGAAGGCAGCGGCCUAAACCACUGAGCCACCCAGGCGCCCCUGAUAGGUAUUUAUGUUAAUGAUAUUGUGGUUUAAUUGCAUUUCCCUAAUGGCUAAUGAUGUUGAACAUCUUUUGUUAUCCGUGUAUCUUCUUCAGUGAAGUGUUUCUUCACAUAUUUUGCCCAUUUUCCGAUUGGUUGUUCUUUUACUGUUGAGUUGUUUUUUUUUUUUUAAGAUUUUAUUUAUUUACUUGCCAGAGAUCACAAGCAGGCAGAGAGAGAGAAGGGAAGCAAGCUCCCUGCUGAGCAGAAAGCCCCAUGCAGGGCUUGAUCCCAGGACCCUGAGAUCAUGACCUAAGCCGAAGGCAGAGGCUUAACCCACUGAGCUAUCCAGGCACCCCUGCUGUUGAGUUUUGUGAAUUCUUUAUAUAUUUCAGAAGUACAGCAAUAAGUAUGGGCUAGCACUUGUUGGAUAUGUGGCUUGCACAUAUUUUCUCCUACUCCGUAGCUAGUCUUUUCAUCCUUUUAACAGGAUCUUUUGUAGAGAACAUUUUUAAAAUUUUGAUGAAGUCUAAUAUAUCCAUUUUUCCUGUUACGACUAAUGCAUUUUGUUUGCCUAGCCCUAAGUCCUAGGACUUAGGAAGGAGAAAGAUUUUCUCUUUCAUUUGUUUCUAAACAUUUUACAUUUAUAUAUUUAUAGUUUACUUAAUUUCAUUUUACAUUUAUGGCCGUGAUCAUUUUGGGUUUAUAAGUUGUGAGGUUGAGAUUCAUUUUUUUCCCUAUGAAUGUCCAGUUGCUCCACCAGCACUUUUUGAAAGAGUCAUGAAUUGCUUGCGUACUUUUGUAAGAGAAAUAAGCAUAUUUAUAUGGGUCUAUUUCUAGGUUCUUCAUUCUGUUCCAUUGAUCUAUGUAUAUAUUCCUCUGCCAAUAAUAUACAGUCUUGAUUGUUUAAACCACAUAAUACUACUUGAAAUUGGGUAGACCUAUUACUUUUUUUUUUUUUUAAGAUUUUAUUUAUCUAUUUGACAGAUAGAGAUCACAAGUAGGCAGAGAGGCAGGCAGAGAGAGAGAAGGGGGGAAGCAGGCUCCCCGCUGAGCAGAGAGCCCAAUGCGGGGCUCGAUCCCAGGACCCUGAGAUCACGACCUGAUCCGAAGGCAGAGGCCUUAACCCCUGAGCCACCCAGGCGCCCCGACCUAUUACUUUCAUGCUAUUCUUUUUCAAACUGGUUUGCUUACUCUAGAUUCUUUGCCUUUUCAUAUAAAUUUUAAAUCAGUCUUAUUUAUAUCUUCAAAAAUCUGCUGGAAUUUUAGUAUGAACUGCAUUAAACCUGUAUAUCAAUUUGGGGAACACAUGACAUCUUUCUUAUGCUGAAUCUUCCAAUCCAUGAACCUGGUAUUUAUUCCCAAUAGUUUAGAUCUGAUUUGAUUUCUUUCAUCAGCACUUUGUGGCUUUCACCAUGCACAUCCUUUACAUGUUUUGUUAGUGUUCGUUUAUUUUUAAUUUUCUUUUCUCUGUGUGUUUCUUUCUGGAUAUUUUUUAGUGCUGUGACUUCCAGUUCACUACAUUUUUAAAGUUUUUUUUUCAACAUCUACUCUUAAUUCUGUCCAGUGUAUUUUUUAUUGUACAUUACAGUUUUCAUCUCUGGAAGUUUGAUUUAGGUCAUUUCUAUAAUUUCCAUGUCUCUACUUAAUUUUUGAUUCUGUGGGAUGCAGUUAUAAUAACUUUUAAAUGCCAUUGUCUCCAAAUUCUGUAGUGACUAUUUCAUUAGUUUGCUAGGAUUCAUAUUUAACUUAAUUUCUUAGGUUAUGAGUUCCUAGUUCAAGUAGUUAGUAUUAAUUUUAAACUAUGAUCUCAGUAAUACAGGCUGUGAUUAUAAUUUCUUAGGUGACAUCCCCACUAUCACUCCAAAACUGAGGCAAGGACUAAAACCUCUUUUGUUAUCUCUUUUUAUUAGUGGGAAGUUUUUACUUUUUUCCUAGUUAUUCUUGCAUGGGUCCAGACAUUUGGGUAGAUGUAGGUGUGUGAGAAGCCCCAGUUCCUACUCCUUGUCUCAUGUGGCCUCCUGAAUAUUUUAAUACAGCCUCUGCAGAUAUCAAGAUCUUUAAAUCUCCACUGUUACCAGUCAUGUUGGCCAAAUCAGCCAGGGCAGCUAACCUAUGGUUAGUUUCCUGUUCAGUUUUGGUACCUGGGUAUAUUUUCCUGUGAGCUAAGUAUAAAAUGAUGUUAUAAAUGAUAUCUUAUUCUAAGUUUCUAGAUACUAGUUUAUAUCAUUCAUUAUAUUGCCUUAAAUGGAAUCCUACCUAGUGAUAUUUUUUGCCUCAAAAUCAUUGCUAUAUUAAUAUAGUUAAUGCCGUUAUUCCUUUAGCUUAACACUUGUCUAGUAUAUCCACUCUUUAACAUUCAAUCCUUUUGCGUUUUUAUGUUUUAGUAGUAUCUUAUAAAUAUAUAACAUUUUUUCCAUAGGUGAACCUUAAAAUCAUUUCACAAGUUCCAAAACAAAUCCUGUUGUGUUUUUACUUGGGUAGGGCAAUUUCUCCCACUUUAUUCUUUUUUUUCCCCCAAAAUUAUUUGAAAUUGGACUCAUAGAUUAAAUCAAGAUGAAUGCCAUUUCUUUGAAAAUUUACCUGCACCUUUCCAUAUACAAGUUUCUUUUUAAAAAUUAUUUAUUUAUUUGUCAGAGAGAGAGCAAGCAUAGGCAGACAGAAUGGCAGGCAGAGGCAGAGGGAGAAGCAGGCUCCCUGCCAAGCAAGGAGCCCAAUGUGGGACUCGAUCCCAGGACGCUGGGAUCAUGACCUGAGCCGAAGGCAGCUGCUUAAUCAACUGAGCCACCCAGGUGUCCCUCCAUAUACAAGUUUUUAUUGGUGGUGGUGGUUAUGGUUUAGCUCUUGAAUAUUUACGUUUUUCUUCAUCUAUGUCUUAAACAUUUAUUAUUAAAUUUAUUCUUAAUUUUUUGUUUGCUUUGUUGCUUUUGUGAAUAUGACCUCUCCCUAC
This is a messenger RNA of Mustela lutreola (European mink), 5485 nucleotides long. RefSeq names its product zinc finger protein 19-like. The coding region runs from base 468 to 1898 and encodes 476 amino acids. The transcript is spliced from 5 exons. Gene Ontology annotation, molecular function: DNA-binding transcription repressor activity, RNA polymerase II-specific; RNA polymerase II cis-regulatory region sequence-specific DNA binding. The record is from RefSeq and is a predicted model, not a curated record. Gene Ontology annotation, biological process: negative regulation of transcription by RNA polymerase II. NCBI's taxonomy places the organism in Eukaryota, Metazoa, Chordata, Mammalia, Carnivora, Mustelidae.